GCUAGGGAGACACAUAUCGCCUGCCUGCUGCCUGCAGCAUUUGUGCCUGAGCUCCAGGCUCUGCUGUCCCCUCCACUCCCUCCCCCCGCAUGCAGCUCUCCAUCAGAGGGAACGCUGACAUCCUCUCUCCCCUGACUGCCUCCACAGCUCCACAGCUCUGCGGUGCAGACGCUCACUCGCUCUCUCUGAGUGAGUUUUUUUCGUCUCCUCUGCCUGUUCUAGCUCUCAGGCUGUGGGAUUCAGUGGAUAAUCAGUGUGUCGGCGAGCAAGAGUGAGGGACUGAAGCAAAGAGAGAGAGAGAAAGCCUGGAUCAGGUGCAGCAGCCUUGACUUCGUCUGUCUCUUUCUGUUACUCUCUCUUUCAGUCUGUUUUCUGCCUGGCAGAUACAGAAGGGUAGACAUAACUCAUAAUCCAGCAAUUAGCCUUCCUUCACCCUCUUUCUCCUUCUCUGGGACUCAAUUCAAAGAAGGAGAGAAGAGGAGGGAGACACUCAUCGCAGGACUUUGCAGAGUGACAAGUCUUGUUUUUUUUUAUUUGCUCGCUCUGCGUCCUACUUCACCCUACCCCUCCCCUCUAUCCCACCCACACCCCUGCUUGCUCUAGCCAACACACACCCACACACCCAGAGUGCGUAUCCAGGGGCAGACAGACAGAUAAACAGACGGACGGACAGAUUGCCAGACAGACGCAGUAGGAUAUGGAGUCCAAAGGAAGCGGCAGGUUCUCUAUGUCCAGGUGUUUGAGCUCAGGAGACACCGUCCAUGCCAGUGUUGUCGUCACACUUCUGCUCGGGGUAUGGUGUGCUUCAGCGCUGGAGGUUUCAGUGGGGAAGGUGCCCUUCAUGGAGGCAAUGAAUGGCAGCACGGUGCUGUUACCAUGCACCUACUCCAGCUGCAUCGGCAUCAAGAACCUCUACUUUAACUGGCAAUACAACGACAACGGCACCUUUAUGAAGCUGUGUGAUGCAGUGAUCCCUGUAGAAGGUGUGGAACCACGGGUGCAGGUGUACCACGAGCGGAUAGUGUUUGUGGGCAGCAGUAAGCACAACAACAUCUCCAUCCUGCUGUUCAACGUGACCUUCGAGGACGAGGGAGAGUACACCUGUUUCGCCCGGAAUCCCAAGGAGAAGCAUCGCAACCAUAGCGCCAUCUUCACCCUGUUCGUGGUGGAUGAGUUGAAAGUGGUUGACAAUACCGUAACCACCAUCAUCGUGUCUGUCGUGGGCGGAGUCAUUGGCUUGAUCAUCGUUGUCAUGGUGACAAAGACUGUGGUGCUCCUCAUCCUAAAAAAGUCUGCAGAGAAGAACGCUGGGAUUCGAACCGACAGCUCUUCGGCUACCGCCUCCCCCCUUUGAAACUGUCAUGGAACAUUGUAAAGAGUGCCUUGUGAGCUCAGGACAGGACAACACAGACAAUGGACUCAACGCAGCCAAAGCGGACAACAAAGCCACACCAAAGGCAUGAAACAUAUACAGCUGUGUAUAUGUACAUAUAUGUCUGUAUACAUGUACACAUGCAAAUAUAUUGAACAGACAUAGAAAGAAAGCUAUUAUCAAUGGACUGUUUUAUCUUUAUCUAAUGACACAAGUAUAACAUGAACCAAUGUGAAAUCAUAUGUAUAUUUUAAAUUGUGCUUGAGAUUUGGGGAACGUGAUAGGUGAUCAGGGCUGGAUCAGACACUCCAAUGACACCUUAUAUAUUUUGUAUUCAGAUUGGGGUUUAUUGCAGUAUUUAUCUGAAUCAGCUCAAAGUCUAUUUACUGUUCAAACAUUUCUGGAAUCAACAUCGACGUCUCACCAAUUACUCAUUCAUGCACACUACGUAAAAACAGCAGAUUGACGUUUAUUGGGAUGAAUCUUGUCAUGGGGGCAGAGCUGAGCAUUUUCCGCUAGAUUUAAGGUUAGGGUUAGACAUAAGGUUAACAGUGUAAUUAUGGUCAGGGUUAAGGUUAGGUCUAAACCAGAGGAGGCUGGUGGGGGGAGCUAUAGGAGGACAGGCUCAUUGUAAUGGCUGGAAUGGAAUGAAUGGAAAGGAGUAAAACAUGGUUUCCAUAUAUUUAAUGUGUUUGAUACCUUGCCAUUUAUUCCAUUCCAGUCAUUACAAUGAGCCUGUCCUCCUAUAGCUCCUCCCACCAGCCUCCUCUGGUUUAAAAUCACAUUUUAAGACUUUGUGACCACCCUGCAGAACUGCCUCCAGGACAAGAUUCAUCCUAAUAAAUGCCAACCUGCAUAAAAACACAAACACACACAGUAACUCCCACACUGUCAAGUUUUACUAACUGCCAUUUUGUAUAUCUAUAACAGCUCAAUAUAUUCUGACCAUCUCUACAGCUCUUUUGAUUAAGAGCCAUGUUUAAGGUUGCCUACUGCCCAAUGGAGAUUCUUUAUACUCUCUGCAAACCUUUUACAGGGAGCAAACAGCUUCCCUCCUUUAACUAUAACGAACGUUUACAGUCCAUUUUUGAUGCAGAACAAAUUUCAUCCAGUAUCAAUUGUGCCUAUUCCAUAGGAUAUACAGUAACUGAAAGAUGUUUACCACAAUUAUCAACAAUACAGUUAUUGAGGUCAAGGCUCUUUAUUAGAUCUGCAUACUGAACACAAAUACUGUUCAGAAGCUUUGGAAGGCAAAGCAGUGGCCUGGUUAUGAGGACAAUGUCACGGCGGAGGAAAGGAAUGUGAUAAAGGAGAAGAGGAAGAUGGGAGUCAUUGGAGUGUAUGUUAGAUCCAGCCCAGAAAUGCUUUGAUUCAUUUUUGCAUUAGAUGAAACACAGGUGCCUGUUUUCACUUCCCACUCCCUUCGCUUUUAGGGAGUCUUAAAACCGCUGUGAAAAACACACAACAACAACAAAAAAAACACACAAAGAAAUGGAAAUAACAUGAAGAACAAGACCUAAACUAAAGACAAUUCCCAGAAACCCAUUUCCCUAUAAAAAUGAAUUCAAGUUUAUGACGCUGCUUCUAACAAA
Salmo salar (Atlantic salmon) is the source of this 2964-nucleotide messenger RNA. RefSeq names its product sodium channel, voltage-gated, type IV, beta a (gene scn4ba). Lineage: Eukaryota; Metazoa; Chordata; Actinopteri; Salmoniformes; Salmonidae. Gene Ontology annotation, cellular component: voltage-gated sodium channel complex; plasma membrane. Gene Ontology annotation, molecular function: transmembrane transporter binding; sodium channel regulator activity. The record is from RefSeq and is a predicted model, not a curated record. Gene Ontology annotation, biological process: cardiac muscle cell action potential involved in contraction; regulation of sodium ion transmembrane transporter activity; regulation of ventricular cardiac muscle cell membrane repolarization.